Molecule: messenger RNA, 1224 nt
Organism: Morus notabilis
Lineage: Eukaryota; Viridiplantae; Streptophyta; Magnoliopsida; Rosales; Moraceae
Exons: 3
Coding region: 1-1224 (407 amino acids)
Molecular function (GO): nucleic acid binding; RNA-DNA hybrid ribonuclease activity
Source: RefSeq, a predicted model, not a curated record
AUGGAGGUGUAUGUAGACAAUAUGCUGGUAAAGAACAGGAAAAUUGAGAAUCAUGUGGAGGACCUUAAGAGAAUGUUCGAUGUCCUUAGGAUGUACAGAAUGAAGCUAAACCCCCACAAGUGUGCGUUCGGUGUCGGGUCUGGAAAAUGUUUAGGGUUCAUGGUGAGCAGUCAAGGAAUUGAGGCCAACCCGGCACUCCUCGAUAUGAGGUCACCGAGGAAGCCUAUGGAGGUCCAGAAGCUGAUAGGCUUGGACGAAGGAGAUGAACAAGCAUUCCAACAAUUAAAGGCACCUUGGGAAGCCACCUCUGCUAUCCAAGCCGGCGGCCGGGGAAAUGUUGAGCCUGUAUCUGACGGUCUCAGAACACGCCAGCUCAGCCAAUUCGAUAUCGACUACAAGCCACGGACCGCCAUCAAGGGCCAAGCCCUGGCUGACUUUGUGGCAGAAUUCACAGGGUUGCCAGAAGAAGUGGAGCUAGAUGACGUGCCACUCCGUUGGAAGCUCUACGUCGAUGGGAGCUCUAAUGAAAAUGGCAGUGGGGCAAGAUUGGUGCUACAGACGCCAGAGGGGCACAAGAUAACCUCGACCAUCAGGUUUGAAUUCCCUGCGUCUAAUAAUGAAGCCGAAUACGAGACGCUGCUGGCCGGACUCCUGUUGGCAGAGCACUUAAAGGUGGGGAACAUAGACAUCUUCAGUGAUUCGCAGCUGGUUUUGAAUCAAGUAAAGGACCAAUACGAGACCCAGGAUGAGAAAAUGGCCGCGUAUCUCAAGAAGGUCAAAGAGGCCUUGGAGAAAUUCAUGGCCUAUGACAUACAGCAAGUGCCAAGAACAGAGAAUAGCAACGCCGACGCCCUCACUAGGUUGGCGACGUCGAAAGACACCGAGCUAUUAAAGCUAGUGCCCGUGGAAGUUUUAAAGGCCUCUACCACCGAAGGAAAGCCUGAAGUCAUGCUAGUAAAUUUCCAGCCAAGCUGGAUGGAUCCAAUCAUCAGAUAUAUGGUCGACGAUGAACUCCCGAAAGAUAGACAACUAGCAAAGAGGACGAGGUAUCAAGCGUCGAGGUACACAAUGCACGACGAUAUCCUUUAUCGAAGGGGGUACUCGACGCCCCUGCUCAGGUGCCUCGGCGAAGAAGAGGUAAAGAAUGUGCUCUCGGAAGUACACAGCAGGAUAUGUGGAAACCAUGCAAUGAGGCAGUCCUUAGCCUACAAAAUACUAUGGUAG